Messenger RNA from Rubroshorea leprosula, 981 nucleotides. Lineage: Eukaryota; Viridiplantae; Streptophyta; Magnoliopsida; Malvales; Dipterocarpaceae. The record is from the annotation of a GenBank genome assembly.
CUCAACGCGAAAGUCCGUCGGAGAAGAAAGAGAGUAAGGAAAAAUGGCGACUUUUGCGCCGCUCUCAGUUAUCUCUGCCAAUUCAGUCCCCAAAAUCUUCCCCAAUCACCUCGGAAUUAGGAUUGGGGUUUUGGGUCGGAGGGAAAUAAGUUCGGUUCAUCUCAAUCAUGGUGGGAGAAGCAAAUUACGGAGACUGAAUGCAGGGUUGACGGAGAUCGAACCUGACCUCAACGAAGACCCAGUUGAUCGCUGGGAAACCAACAGCGUCAGCGUUGAAGAUUUUGAAUACGGGAAGUAUGAUGGACACCAUACUUACUAUGAAGGAGAACAGGAGAAAGGAACAUUUUGGGGAGCAAUUGCAGAUGAUAUUGCUGCUGUAGAGCCUCCUUCAGGUUUUCAAGGUUUUAUUUCAUGGCUCUUCCUUCCAGCUGUUGCAGCAGCAAUGUAUUUCAAUGUGCCGGGAGAGUACUUGUUCAUAGGAGCUGCUGUGUUUACGGUAAUAUUCUGUAUAAUUGAGAUGGAUAAGCCUGACAAGCCACAUAACUUUGAGCCUCAGAUAUAUAACAUGGAGCGUGGAGCUCGAGAUAAGUUAAUCAAUGACUACAACACCAUGAGCAUAUGGGAUUUUAAUGAGAAAUAUGGAGACCUCUGGGAUUUCACUGUGAAGAAGGAUGACAUAAUGAAGAGGUGAUGUACCGUGGACAAAAAAAUAGUUGUAGUUUUAUAAUCAUCAAUUAGCAACAUGAGCGGCCAGAAAGAUAUAUAUAGUUUUCUUUUAUUUCUGUUUCUUUUUCUCCAAUUUUUAUGUCUAAAUAUUCUUCUUCCUGCAAAUUCCCUAUUUUGUUAAUGCUUAGCAGUGGUUAAAUCCCUUUUCCUAUGAUUAAUGAAAUUAGAAAAUCGGUGCUUCUCAUUGACAUCUUGCUUGACUUAAGGAUUAUGUAAUCUAUUUUCUUAUUUGUUUUGGCCGACAUAUCUUUUCUU